This is a messenger RNA of Heteronotia binoei (common prickly gecko), 889 nucleotides long. RefSeq names its product killer cell lectin-like receptor subfamily B member 1B allele B. Bases 164 to 724 code for a protein of 186 amino acids. The record is from RefSeq and is a predicted model, not a curated record. The transcript has 7 exons. Lineage: Eukaryota; Metazoa; Chordata; Lepidosauria; Squamata; Gekkonidae.
GAGGAGUUUCUUCCUGCUGCUCUGCGCCCCACCCCCUCCCAGCUGAAGGAAGGAAAUUGCAUUUCAGGGCGUCAGGGGUCUGAGACGACGUGGCUUACCAAGUCUUUUAAAACUAGACAGAACACAGGAAGAGAUAAUACGCUAAUUCAAACAACCAAAAAGAAUGAUUCCCAACGAUCGAGUGAAAAAGGAUGAAACAGAACAAUUAUUUUAUGCUGUAGAUAGCAUACGGACAGUUCUGGCCUAUUCCAAUGACAGCUAUUACAACGCGACUGAUGAAGAAGUAUUCGCUGGCACUCGCAUGCUAGUGAAGACUCUGCAAAAAGUGACGAAAAGGCUUGACAAUCUGGAAUAUGAACUAAAACAACUGGUGUUCAAGGAGGCUGCUGAAGACUGUGAAAAACAACGUAGUCGUCUGGCAUAUAUUACCAACAACAAAGAGGCGUCAUUUUUAAUGAACUCCGUCGCGAGUAGAAAAGGCUCAUACUGGAUUGGACUUUAUAAGAAUGGGACUAACUGGAGAUGGUUAAAUGGUGAUUCGUUGUCAGCGCAUUCCUCCUAUUGGGCUAAAAAUACACCUCGAAGAUACUCGUGUGGUGUGCUAGAUAGCUGUCGAGCAGGCUCUGCAACAUGCCUCUAUGACUCCGGCUGCAAGAUUGUCAGGAAUUGGAUUUGUAAGAUGGUGGCCAAUACAAAGGUGAUAAUGGAAGAUCCCACAAAAUGAUUUCCUGUUCUCCAUGCAAAAAAGAACCAUUCAAAAAUAAAAGCAAAUGGCAAUCCCAGUCAACUUGCCAGUUUAUGGAAAUCAGAUGAAGUCUCAGCCAUGCAAAGUGGAAGACAUCACUAGCUGCCAUCUUCAGUUGUAAUAAUGGAAUACAGAAUAUCUACC